Messenger RNA from Penicillium griseofulvum, 5925 nucleotides. RefSeq names its product putative gelsolin repeat protein. Gene Ontology annotation, cellular component: microtubule cytoskeleton; cytoplasm. The coding region runs from base 1 to 5925 and encodes 1974 amino acids. The transcript is spliced from 8 exons. Gene Ontology annotation, molecular function: GTPase activity; GTP binding; actin filament binding. Lineage: Eukaryota; Fungi; Ascomycota; Eurotiomycetes; Eurotiales; Aspergillaceae. Gene Ontology annotation, biological process: protein folding. The record is from RefSeq and is a predicted model, not a curated record.
AUGUUGUCCAUACUUCGAAAGGCCCGCUUAAAGGAUAAAGAAAUGCGUAUAUUGAUGCUGGGUCUUGAUAAUGCGGGCAAGACGACCAUCGUCAAGCGAAUUAUGAAGGAGGAUGUCACAACAGUCAGCCCAACUCUAGGAUUUAUUAUCAAAACAAUUGACUUUAUGGGAUACAAACUCAACAUCUGGGAUGUUGGAGGACAAAAAACACUUCGAUCCUACUGGAAAAAUUAUUUUGAAAAGACUGACACAUUAGUCUGGGUUGUUGAUGCCACCGAUCGACUCCGGGUUGACGAUUGUCGACAAGAGCUCUCGGGUCUGCUUCUUGAAGAGCGUCUUACGGGAGCUAGUCUACUGGUAUUUUUAAAUAAGACAGAUGUGGAAAAUUGCAUGAGUGAACAGGAGGUUCGAGAAAUCAUGACUGUUCCUAAUGAGAGUUCCGAGGAUGUCAAUGAUUUCCUUCAGCGCAUCCGGGAACUAGGUGAGCGCCGCGACAAGGAAGAUGAUGAGCGCACCAAGAAACUGGAGGAAGAGAUUAUGCAGGGGAGGAAGGAAAGGCAAGCCCGGAGAGCUGAGCGUGCACGAUCACUGGCCCUUACCGACGAUUCCUCUACCCUGAAUAUCGCGCGACUGAGUACUUCAUCUACUAGUCCUCGGUCGAUCGAUCCCCCGGAACACCUCGAACCAACACCGCAAACACCACAAGAAUCAGGACCCGAGCCCCCGAUGCCGAGCGCCGUGGAUUUGAGUCAAGACACGGAGGUUUCUAAUACCGACAAGCGGCGCGGAUCGGUCCCGGACCUCGGAAUGGAUUCACCCUCAAGGGCACGACCACCUUUGGCCCGCAGCCGCGCGGGGACUCUAUCAUGGCAGCAACGCCCGUCCUCACGGGAUUUCGGCAUGUCACCUGCAACAUCCCCAACUCGUUCCCCAACUCGCGCAAGCCACCUGAGAAACUUGUCUACGGCAUCGGAUGAGAACACACUAUCUCGACUCCAAUUUGGGUUCCCGCGGCCCUCGAAGGAUGUCCCUGUGCUCCCUCCAUCACCGGACCGUGGGGCUGGGUCGGUAGCAUACAGUGGGAAGGAGGAACAGAAGGAUAACCACACAAAUGUGGGCGUGGGGCACCAAGAGCCGGAAGUGGGCGAAGAAUCAAGUACUGAACUAGAUAAACUUGAGGCAGUAGAAGAGAGGUCAUCGUCACCUCCGAGAACAGGGUCUCGCGAUAGCAACAUGAGCCAUCGCUUCUCCGUAUCAUCGGUUUCAGCCGGGUUGGGGUCGCCAGUGCAUCUGUCAGAGACCACGAAGCUCGAACCUCGACAGAAUGAUUCCUUUGAGGAAUCUGUGCCGUCUCCAACACAGCGACGGAUGUCACCAGAGCGAAGCCGGUCGACCUCGCCCACCAAGGGCUUAGGAGGCUUUGUUCAGAGUGCUAUGAUGAGAAGAUCAGAUAGUGUGUCGAAAAGGUGGAGUGGGCAAAUUCCGCAGGGACUUGGGCGGUCAAAUUCCAUUGUGUCAAAUCGAAGCAGUGUGGCAGGUCCAAGUUUGGGUGAAAUGACCCCUCCAACUCUUGGGCGAGUUGCUCGUGAUCCUUCAACUCUCCUGCGACCAGGCUCCAGUCACAGUGAGGCACACACUGAGACAACCGAACGACCAACCACACCUUCUGGACCUGAUAGAGACAGUGUGAAUUUUGAAAGUCCAGGAAAAUCAUUCCGACCGACUCACUCGCGUUCUGCUAGUUCUGCAACUGCAGAUGGGAGUGAAAGUGGUUUCGUCUCGAAAACCAUGGAUUCUAGACGCUGGAGCCCCAAUAAGGCUUCUUGGUUGGAGAGUGCCCUUAACCGACCAGAGCUACCACGACAAACAACAAGACCCCCGUCGCAGCCUAAUUGGGCUAAAGAUCGACAAUCGCGAGGUAGCGUGGAUUUUGGACGAGUCAACAAUUUCAAAGAAGUCACCCCUCUCGGUUUGAUGCGAACACCCCCGCCGGGAACUCAAACGAAACUACCUGGAUCUGGUCCAUCCCUUCCUACAAGUCCUAUUAAGGAUGGUGUUCCCGAAUCUCCAUUAGGGUUUCCUCUGAAGAAAGUUGGUGCCUCUGGUCCAUCACUUCCUACGAGCCCUACGAAGGAGGCAGUUCCUGAGUCUCCAUCUGGAUUCUCUCUGAAAAAAGUUGGUGUCUCUGGCCCAUCACUUCCGACGAGCCCUGCAAAGGAGGCAAUACCUGAGUCUCCAUCUGGAUUCCCCUUCAAGAAGCCAAGCGUCUCGGGUUCAUCGUUUCAUAGGAACUCUGUCUCAGAAACCCCUUCAGAAUUCCCUUUCAAGAGGCCUGGUACCUCUGGAGAAUCAGUCGGCGGAAGCCCUGAAGCCAAGCUCAUAGAAACAGUACCCGAGUCUCCCUCGUCAUUCCCUUUUAGAAAGCCAAGUGUCUCGGGCUCAUCACUCCACCGGAACUCUAUCUCUGAGCCUCCAGUGGAAUUCCCACUCAAGAGGCCAAGUGUCUCUGGUCCCUCAGUUUCUGGAAGCCUUGCCAAGGAGACCGUACCUGAGUCUCCGUCGGAGUCCCCUUCGAAGAGACCGGGCAUUUCGAGUCCCUCGAUCCCUGGCACCCCCGAAGCAAAAUUGAAGGAGAUAGUCCCGGUAUCUCCGUUGGUUCUCGGUAGCCCUAACGCCGGACAAACAGAAGAGGAAACCCCGGCUGCUCCAUCGCAUGUCGAUGAAGCCCUGAAUGCCCUAACAGGCGGUGCAUCGACAGAGGAACCUAAAUCUGCCUCCCCCGCUGAAAAAGGGAAUGAAUUACCGGCAUCUGAAGCGUCCGAAGUCACCACUGAGCCUCAAGCUACUCCCACUCGCAGGGCCCCUCCCGACUCGCUGAGCCCCAAACCAAACUUUUCUGUCUCUACUUCCUCACGGGGGCCCAUUUCACCCAAGGUGAAGCCACAAUCUCCUGUGGUGGACUUCCGGGCAAACCUACGGAAACGAGAAGUCGUCAAAGAUAGCGGGGAAAACCAAGAACCAGAAUUUAAGAACGUAUUUGGACGUCUCAAAAAGACUGAAACUCGCAACUAUGUUGCUCCCGACGAGCUCAAGGGCAAUAUACUACGAGGAAAAGCUGCUUUGAACACCACCGGUGGACCCAAAAAGACCGAGAGAGUCGAUGAAUUUAGAAAGAGCCUUGUGUCACGCAAAGAUGAGAUGAAAGCUGGCGGAGGCUCCAUCAGACGGAACACCGCUGGAGAGCGGGAUGCACCAAAACCAGCCGAGGUCAUACCAGAAGCAAUUGCCAUGCGUCAGAAUAUGACCCGGGCAAAUAGCAUCAAGCAACCACUUGUGGGUGAGCCGAUAUCGCCCGUUAAAAGCUUGGGCUCUCGGCUUUCGCAGGACAGACCAGUAUUGUCGUCCCCGAGUUCAUCUUUCAAAGGCACCAGUCCAUCGCGAAUUUCCCAAGAACCACAGCCAUCGUCACCAUUUACUGCCAAUGAUGAGCCGGGAUGGCCCUUGAAGGGAACCAGUUCCUCGCGAGCAUCUCAGGAAUCGCAGCCAGUGUCGCCAUUCCCUGCCGAUGAUCCUAUUGACGAGGAGCUAGAGGCAACCCCGGCGGCGAACGACUACAACAAGACUCCCGAGGUGGUAUCUUCAGCAAACAAAGAGGGAACACGUGAAGUCGUUGCACCAAUCGAGCCCAGCGUAGUUAAAAUGCAGGAGCCUUCAGUCAAGACACUCCGCCCAGUUCGUCAAUGGCCACCGGCGCCUGCCGCAGAGGCUACGGUGACUCCAAGUAUGGCACCUAAAAACAAAUUGGCAGGCCGAAUCAACCCUGCGCUAGCUGGCCUACUUUCUCGUGGCGCGCCUGCCGGCGAUGUGUCGAAGAAGCAGCUGCCAACAUCUGUCACCGCGCAGAAAGACCCUGCUUCGCCGUCUGCUCCUCUCACGCACAUCACAAAGGGUCGUGCCAGAGGUCCAAAGAGACGACUGCCCCAGACAAUUGAUGUCUCGACCCCGUCCCCUACGGAUGAUACUAAGGAGGUUGGUGAUAUUUCAUGCUUUGAAGCCACCCCGUCACAAACUCCUAUAAUCCCUGUUGAAUCCUUGGAAAUCGAUUCGGAGCACUUGUCACAGCCUGAUGAAGACCCAUUUCCUGACAUCAAAGACUCCCGUUCAGACAGCCCAGUCACCGAGCAACCUCCGGAGGUGACCACUCCUCCCCAGGAUACCCUCGAACGCGAUACGCCUCAAAGCGGAGUCCCGCAAGCACUUCAGACCCGUUCCCUGGCAACGGAUUUCACCAUUUUUCCCUCCCCCAAUCUUGAGGCGACACCCAGAGACCCCGAAACCCCUGGAGAGGUGAGUUCAUCAAGCGCACCGCCCGUCCCGCCGAAGUCCGAAUCGCCCACGUCCCCCUUGCCUGCAACACCCAAGUCACAAUGGGGCCAGCAAAACCGGUUUGCGUCCUCAUCGCCAUCCCCUCUCCGAACAAGUCACAAAGAGAACCAGAUGGAUUCACGCAUGAGUCAGGAGAAGAGCAUCCCCCCAGUCGGUGUUACCAUCGAGUCAGCACGCAGUUCCGUCUCACGGCCCAUGAGCCAUCCCUCCCCGCCAGUGCCCCCUAAAGACGGUAAUGUUAUGCUUCACAAGCCAACCGAUCCGCGCAGACUUUCAAGGAAGAUGUCUGCUCCAUCACUUGUUGCUCAAGCUAGUGAGGCACGUGAAGUCAUUGCGGGCUUCUUCAAAACAUUCCCCAAUGCUCGAAACCGGAUGGACAUUGAUCCGCAGCUGAUGCUGAUGCGUAAACCGGACGAUGCAAAGAUCAGGACCGUGAGGCUACAGAUCUGGGAGCUCACAGGUGAUGGGAGACGUCAGGAACUUCCUUCCCACCAGGAGUACAUUCUAUACCAAGGUAGCAUGUAUCUCUGCGUGCACGUAUUCGAGUCCGGACGAAGCAGCACUUCGGAAGUAUACCUCUGGCGUGGAGAUGAUGUCCCGGAAUCCUCGGUGGAGGAUGAACUGCCAUUCGCGCGCAAAGUCGCCCGUGAUAAUAGCUCCAAGUUGCAAGUCAUUCGACAAGGCAAUGAACCCAAGCGAUUCAUUCAAGCGCUUGGUGGCAUUAUGAUUACGCGUCGUGGAUCCAGCUCACGCCACAAUUCAUCGGCUCUCUACAUGCUUUGUGGACGGAAACACCUGGGCGAGAUGACCUUUGACGAGGUGGACUACUCACUGCGCAAUCUCUGCUCUGGUUUCCCAUAUGUUGUCUCCGCACCCUUUGGCAAGCUCUACCUAUGGAAGGGCAAAGGUAGUGGCCCCGAAGAAACCGGUGCAGCCCGACUUAUUGGCAUGGACCUAGGUCUGACUGGAGAAUUUGAAGAAGUCGCCGAGGGCGAAGAGCCGGAGGAAUUCUUCGAUGUCUUCGCAGGCCCCAGGGAGGCCGCGCCACACAUGUGCCAAGAUCACUGGCAGCUCAAGCCGAAGUACAACCACUUCCGCACGCGCCUCCUCCGGGUCGACCACGAACCCAACCAGCCAACUCGGUUCUGGAAUCUUCGCCGUCCAGGCUCAGGUUCGCCAGUGGUCAAACCCAACGAUUGCAUUCAGGAAAUCGAGCCAUUCUGCUACCGGGACAUCACCGAUAAAGACGUUUACGUUCUGGACACCUUCUUUGAGAUAUACGUUAUUAUCGGCGAUCAAGCCUCACAGAAGUCUGCCGAAUUCGCUUCGGCAGUGGUCUUCGCGCAUGAAUAUGGUAUCCUGGCCACAUCCCUACAGGAUCGACCAUUCAUCCCCAAAAGCUACGUAGCCAUCGGUGGCGUCUCCGACCGCUGCCAAAGCGCAUUCCGUAAAUGGAACCCUCGCACCCAGAAUGCGCCUUUCGUGUUCUCUCUCGAUGUUGUUAUCGAGGCGAUUCGAUCACCAGAGGAGAAUGAGUGA